Molecule: messenger RNA, 3390 nt
Organism: Penaeus monodon (black tiger shrimp)
Lineage: Eukaryota; Metazoa; Arthropoda; Malacostraca; Decapoda; Penaeidae
Product: putative GPI-anchored protein pfl2
Exons: 7
Coding region: 1-3390 (1129 amino acids)
Source: RefSeq, a predicted model, not a curated record
AUGGAUCCCUCUCACUCUCUACUCUCCGUAUGUGCAGAACAUUCUCCGCGUAUCCCCACCAGACCCUAUAUUCUUGACCCCGAUAUCAGGCUGUUUCCCUCUGGCAUGUUAGAGAAAGUUCUCAUGAUAUAUUCAGUUAUUCUUGAUGCAUCUUACUUUAAUAUUUAUACCACGGUAACAUCGAAUGGACUCCAGAUUCUAAACUGUUUGCAGUUCUCGAAGAAAAAAGAAAAUGAUUUCCGGUGGAGUCUACACUUGGAGAGUAUGUUUUCUCCUAUUUAUGAUCGCGACAACUGCAUCCAGUGCCAAAAUAACUCCUUUGGGGAAUUCCACAGGGAGAUAUCUAAAAUUUGGCACUGUACCCACUUCGUCAGAAUCAUCAUCUCCUGGAUCAUCGAGCAAACCUUCACAUUCUUCAGAAUAUCCGAACAUAAACUCCUCAACAGAAAAAGAAAACGAUAUUACCUCAUACAUGGAUUCAGAAAAAAAUUACGCUAUUUUCGAUCCUCCAGCACCAGUGAGGAAACCACCAUGUCUUCAAUCUACUCCAGCUUUUCCACAGACUCUCCAACUUACUUUUCCACAACAUCCUUGGAUUCCACUCCUUCUUCAACUUACCUCACCUCAACUACCACCACUGACGAUUCCACCUCCUCUACUUACACAAGCUCUCCCACAGAAAUCUCUUCAACUUACACCAGCUCUUCUUCAGGUUACUCUACAUCCAGCUCCUCUCUGGAGCCCACCAUUUCUUCUACUUUUCCAAAUUCCUCCAUGGAUUCAACCUUCCAAUCGACCACUUCUCCAACUGAUUCCUCUGAGGAAACAACUACAUCUUCGGUCUACUCCAGCUCUUCCACAGACUCUCCAACUGACUCCAGCUCCUCUAUGGAAUCAACUACCUCUUCAAGGACGGACACAACCACUUCUUCAAGCUCUUCCACAUCAUCCUUGGAUUCGACCACUUCUCCACCUUACCUCACCUCAACUACCACCACUGACGAUUCCACCUCCUCUACUUACUCAAGCUCUCCCACAGAAACCUCUUCAACUUACACCAGCUCCUCUCUGGAGCCCACCAUUUCUUCUACUUUUCCAAGCUCCUCCAUGGAUUCAACCUUCCAGUCGACCACCUCUCCAACUGAUUCCUCUGUGGAUUCAACUACCUCACCUAGCUCCAGCACCAGUGAGGAAACAACUACAUCUUCAGUCUACUCCAGCUCUUCCACAGACUCUCCAACUGACUCCAGCUCCUCUAUGGAAUCAACUACCUCUUCAAGGACGGACACAACCACUUCUUCAAGCUCUUCCACAUCAUCCUUGGAUUCGACCACUUCUCCAACUUACCUCACCUCAACUACCACUACUGAGGACUCCACCUCCUCUACUUACUCACACUCUUCCAUAGAAACCUCUUUAACUUCUACCAGCUCUUCUUCAGGCUACUCCUCAUCCAGCUCCUCUUUGGAGCCCAUCAGUUCUUCUACUAUCCCAAGCUCCUCUAUGGAUUCAACCAUGUCCUCCUUCCAAUCGACCACUUCUCCAACUGAUUCCUCUGUGGAUUCAAGUACUCCAGCUAGCUCCAGCACCAGUGAGGAAACCACCACGUCUUCAAUCUACCCCAGCUCUUCCACAGACUCUCCAACUUACAACACCUCCUCUAUGGAAUCGACCACCUCUUCAAGUACGGACACAACCUCUUCAGGCUACUCUUCAUCCAGCUCAUCUUUGGAGCCCAUCAGUUCUACCUUGCCAAGCUCCUCUAUGGAUUCAACCACGCCCUACGUCCCCACAACCAGUUCUCACACUGAUUCCUCUGUGGAUUCAACUACUCCAACUAGCUCCAGCACCAGUGAGGAAACAACCACCUCUUCUGUGGAUUCAACCACUUCACCUAGCUCCAGCACCAGUGAGAUAACAACCACGUCUUCAAUCUACUCCAUUUCUUCCACAGACUCUCCCGCUUAUACCACCUCCUCUAUGGAAUCAAGUACCUCUUCAAGUAUGGACACAACCACUUCUUCAACUUUUUCCACAUCAUCUUUGGAUUCCACCACUCCUCCAACUUACCUCACCUCAACUACCACCACUGAGGAAUCCAGCUCCUCUACUGACUCAAGUUCUUCCACAGGCUCAGAAACCUCUUCAACAUACACUAACCCUUCUUCAGGUUACUCCUCAUCCAGCUCCUCUUUGGAGCCCACCAUUUCUUCUAGCUCCUCUGUGGAUUCAACCACCUCCUCCUUCCAAUCGACCACUUCUCCAACUGAUUCCUCUGUGGAUUCAACUACUUCACCUAGCUCCAGCACCAGUGAUGAAACAACUACAUCUCCAAUCUACUCCAGCUCUUCCACAGACUCUCCAACUUACUCCAGCUCCUCUAUGGAAUCAACUACCUCUUCAAGUACGGACACAACCCCUUCUUCAAGCUUUUCCACAUCAUCCUUGGAUUCCACCACUUCUCCAACUGACAUCACCUCAACUACCACCACUGAGGACUCCAGCUCCUCUACUUACUCAAGCUCUUCCGUGGGCUUAGAAACCUCUUCAACUUACACCAGCUCUUCUUCAGGCUACUCCUCGUCCAGCUCCUCUUUGGAGCCCACCAUUUCUUCUACUUUCCCAAGCUCCUCUAUGGAUUCAACCACGUCCCCCUUCCAAUCGACCACUUCUCCAACUGAUUCCUCUGUGGAUUCGACUACCUCACCAGGCUCCAGCACCACUGAGGAAACCACCACGUCUUCAAUCUACUUCAGCUCUUCCACAGACUCUCCAUCUUACCCUACCUCCUCUAUGGAAUCAACCACCUCGUCAAAUGCGGACACAACCACUUCUUCAAGUUUGUUCACAUCCUCCUUGGAGUCGACCACUUCUCCGACUGACAUCACCUCAACUACCACCACUGAGGACUCCACCUCGUCUACUUACUCGAGCUCUUCCAUAGAAACCUCUUCAACGUACACCAGCUCUUCUCCAGGCUACUCCUCAUCCAGCUCCUCUUUGGAGCCCACCAUUUCUUCUACUUUCCCAAGCUCCUCUAUGGAUUCAACCACAUCCUCCUUCCAAUCGACACUUCUCCAACUGAUUCCUCUUUGGAUUCAACUACUUCGCUACUCCUUCCGCCCUUUUGGAGCCCCAUUCUUCUAUUUCCCCAAGCUCUCUUGGAUUCAACCAGGCCCCCUUCCAAUCGCCAUUCCCCAAACGAUUCCUCUGGGGUUUCAAUACCCCCAGCUCCACACCAUAGGAAACCACCACACCACUUUCCACUCUCAGGACUCCUCUUCAAUUAACCCCAAAAUCAUUUCCCACUUUCACAUUCUUACCACCACUCCUCCAACUUACCUAAACCUCAACUACCACCACUGGGGAAUCCACUCCUCUACUGACUAA